Molecule: messenger RNA, 15602 nt
Organism: Dromiciops gliroides (monito del monte)
Lineage: Eukaryota; Metazoa; Chordata; Mammalia; Microbiotheria; Microbiotheriidae
Gene: TENM4
Product: teneurin transmembrane protein 4
Biological process (GO): heterophilic cell-cell adhesion; neuron development; signal transduction
Cellular component (GO): membrane; neuron projection
Molecular function (GO): cell adhesion molecule binding; protein homodimerization activity; protein heterodimerization activity
Source: RefSeq, a predicted model, not a curated record
GAGCGCGAGAGCGAGAGCGAGCGAGCGAGCGCUGCUGGUAGUGUUCCACUCAGACAUGAGAGAUUAAAACCAUCACCUGGGCUCCCGGCUAACUCCCCCUCCACAGCCUCAGUGGUGCAGACCCGUUUAGAAUGCAUGUGCCUUUCUCUUUCCAAAGCAUUGUAGGAUUGGCUCCCGCCUUCCAUUCAUGUAACCUGCGUGUGUGUGUGUGUAUGUGUGUGUGUGUGUGUGUUGCUAGCUCGCCCUCUCUGUGUAUGUGUGUAAGAGAGAGACGGGGGGAGGGAGGGGAAGAAGAGAAGGGAAGCUAUUAAAAAAAAAUAUACCCCAACCCCAAGCCUCAGGAUUGCAGCUGUUUAAUGUGGGCCAGCAGUCCUACCAGAAACACUUCGCCUGGAGAAACCUGGACCGGCCUUUCGGGUGUGUGUCUGCGAGAGACAGGGAUUUUCUUCUAUUUCCUCGCGCCCCUCUUGUUAUUGUGGAGCCUGCCUGAGAGGAUGAGAGCCCGGACCUCCCUGUAGUUGCCCAGUUUGGGAUCGUGGAGAGAAGGAGCCAGUACGUCUCGGAGAAGAGUGGCUUUAUUUAUAUAGAAGAAAAACGCACAAUUUCCUUUUUCCUUCCCUUGCCUUUUGCCCCCGGGAGCCUGCAGACACGAUGGCAAAACUGAACAUUGGAUUGCAGAAGUGAUCUGUUCAUCAAACAAAAGGUUCCCGACCUACUCCUAAAACAACCCACGGUCAGAUGGCAUUGGUAAGAGGACUGCAGAGCCCAAGGACAUUGCUAAUUCUUUGGAACCCGCUGUCAUGGAGCAAGAAGAUUCAGAUUCGAUUGCUGUGAGGACUCUGGUUUUGGAUGCUGAAAAGCCUGAGGUGAGCGCCAUGGAUGUGAAGGAAAGGAAGCCGUACCGUUCCCUGACCAGGCGCCGGGACACCGAACGCCGUUAUACUAGCUCCUCGGCAGAAAGCGAAGAGGGCAAAGCACCCCAAAAGUCCUAUAGCUCCAGCGAGACCCUGAAGGCCUAUGACCAAGAUGCCCGCCUGACUUAUGGCAGCCGGGUCAAAGAUAUGGUGCACCAGGAGGCGGACGAGUUCUGCCGAGGAGGUGCCAACUUCACUCUUCGAGAGCUGGGGCUGGGAGAGGUGACCCCACCCCAUGGGACUCUGUACAGGACGGACAUUGGCCUGCCCCAUUGUGGCUACUCCAUGGGGGCUGGCUCUGAUGCAGAUGCUGAGGCAGAGGUGGUCUUGUCCCCUGAGCAUCCAGUCAGACUGUGGGGCCGUAGCACCCGGUCCGGAAGGAGCUCCUGCCUGUCGAGCCGGGCCAACUCCAACCUCACCCUCACUGACACUGAGCAUGAGAACACAGAGACUGAUCACCCAGCAAGCCUUCAGAACCCGUCCAGGUUGAGGACUCCACCUCCUCCACUGUCUCACGCCCACACCCCCAACCAGCAUCACGCGGCCUCCAUCAACUCCCUGAAUCGAGGGAACUUCACGCCACGUAGCAACCCCAGCCCAGCACCGACAGACCACUCUCUUUCCGGAGAGCACCCCGUCGGCCCCCCAGAGUCCGCUCAUGCGCAAGAUAACUGGUUACUCAACAGUAACAUCCCACUGGAAACCAGAAACAUAGCGAAGCAGACAUUCCUAGAGACUUUGCAGGACAACCUCAUUGAGAUGGACAUUCUCACCUCCUCCCGCCAUGAUGGUGCUUACAAUGAUGGGCACUUCUUGUUUAAGCCGGGAGGUACAUCGCCCCUCUUUUGUACCACAUCUCCAGGAUACCCGCUGACGUCCAGCACUGUGUACUCUCCUCCCCCUAGGCCCCUCCCACGAAGCACGUUUUCCAGGCCUGCCUUUAACCUCAAGAAGCCCUAUAAGUACUGUAACUGGAAGUGCGCCGCACUCAGUGCUAUCAUCCUCUCAGUCACUCUGGUGGUGCUGUUGGCGUAUUUUGUCGCCAUGCACCUGUUUGGCCUAAACUGGCACCUGCAGCCGCUGGAAGGGCAGAUGUAUGAGAUGACGGAGGACACAGCCAGCAGUUGGCCUGUGCCAACAGACGUCUCCCUGUAUCCCUCAGGGGGCACAGGGUUAGAGUUACCUGACAGGAAAGGCAAAGAAGCCGGAGAAGGAAAGCCUAGUAGUUUCUUUCCAGAGGAGAGUUUUAUCGACUCGGGAGAAAUUGAUGUGGGGAGACGAGCAUCUCAGAAGAUCCCUCCAGGUAUUUUUUGGAGAUCUCAGGUGUUCAUAGAUCACCCAGUGCAUCUGAAAUUCAACGUGUCCUUGGGAAAAGCAGCUCUAGUUGGGAUUUAUGGCAGAAAAGGCCUUCCUCCUUCACACACACAGUUUGAUUUUGUGGAGCUUUUGGACGGCAGGCGGCUCUUGACUCAGGAGGCGAGGAGCUUGGAAGGCCCUCAGCGUCAGUCCAGAGGAUCUGCCCCUCCCUCCAGCCACGAGACUGGCUUCAUCCAAUAUUUGGAUUCUGGGAUUUGGCACCUGGCUUUCUACAAUGACGGAAAGGAAUCUGAGGUGGUUUCUUUUCUCACCACUGCUAUUGAAUCUGUGGAUAAUUGUCCAAGCAACUGCUAUGGGAAUGGGGAUUGUGUUUCUGGAACUUGCCAUUGUUUCCUUGGUUUCUUGGGUCCAGACUGCGGUAGAGCCUCCUGUCCCGUGCUUUGCAGUGGAAAUGGACAGUACAUGAAAGGGAGGUGUCUCUGCCACAGCGGCUGGAAAGGUGCUGAAUGCGAUGUGCCCACUAACCAGUGCAUUGAUGUGGCCUGCAGCAACCGGGGCACGUGCAUCAUGGGGACCUGCAUUUGCAAUCCAGGUUACAAGGGAGAGAGCUGUGAAGAAGUGGACUGCCUGGAUCCCACCUGCUCUGGACGAGGCGUCUGUGUCCGAGGUGAGUGCCACUGCUCUGUUGGCUGGGGAGGAACCAGCUGCGAGACACCAAGGGCCACAUGUUUGGACCAGUGUUCAGGCCACGGAACCUUCCUUCCCGACACAGGACUCUGCAGCUGUGAUCCCAACUGGACUGGACAUGAUUGUUCAAUUGAGAUCUGUGCAUCGGACUGUGGAGGCCAUGGAGUCUGCGUGGGAGGCACCUGUCGCUGUGAGGAUGGCUGGAUGGGGUCAGCCUGUGACCAGAGGGCAUGUCACCCUCGCUGUAAUGAGCACGGGACCUGCCGGGAUGGCAAAUGUGAAUGCAGCCCCGGCUGGAAUGGAGAACAUUGCACCAUUGCUCACUAUCUGGAUAAGGUAGUGAAAGAAGGCUGUCCUGGUUUGUGCAACGGGAAUGGAAGGUGUACCCUGGAUCUGAACGGAUGGCACUGUGUCUGUCAGCUGGGCUGGAGAGGUGCAGGCUGUGACACCUCCAUGGAAACCGCAUGUGGUGAUGGCAAAGACAAUGAUGGAGACGGCUUGGUGGACUGCAUGGACCUGAUUGCUGCUUACAGCCCCUAGUGUCACAUCAACGCUCUGUGCCUGGGUUCACCCGACCCUGUGGACAUCAUCCAGGAGCGCAGGGCCCCUGUCUCCUCACAGAAUCUGCGCUCAUUCUAUGAUCGCAUCAAGUUCCUGGUGGGAAAGGACAGUACCCACGUCGCAGGAGAGAAUCCCUUCGACGGAGGGCAUGCCUGUGUCAUUCGAGGCCAAGUGAUGACAUCCGAUGGAACUCCACUGGUUGGCGUGAACAUCAGUUUUGUCAACAACCCCCUCUUUGGGUAUACCAUCAGCAGACAAGAUGGCAGUUUUGAUCUGGUGACAAAUGGAGGGGUCUCCAUCAUCCUGAGGUUUGAGCGAGCGCCUUUUAUCACUCAAGAACACACACUCUGGCUCCCAUGGGAUCGCUUCUUCGUCAUGGAGACCAUCGUCAUGCGGCAUGAGGAGAACGAGAUCCCAAGCUGUGACCUCAGCAACUUUGCCCGCCCCAACCCGAUCGUCUCUCCUUCCCCCCUGACGGCCUUUGCAAGCUCAUGUGCAGAGAAAGGCCCUAUCGUUCCUGAAAUCCAGGCUUUACAAGAAGAGAUCAGCAUCUCCGGCUGUAGCAUGAAGUUGAACUACCUGAGCAGCCGGACACCUGGCUACAAGUCUGUCCUGAAGAUCAGUCUCACCCACCCCACCAUCCCCUUCAAUCUCAUGAAGGUCCAUCUCAUGGUCGCUGUGGAAGGGCGCCUCUUCAGGAAGUGGUUCGCUGCCGCCCCGGACCUCUCCUACUAUUUCAUCUGGGACAAGACCGACGUCUACAACCAGAAGGUCUUUGGCCUCUCAGAAGCCUUUGUUUCUGUCGGGUAUGAAUACGAAUCCUGCCCGGACUUGAUCUUAUGGGAGAAGAGGACCGCAGUACUUCAGGGCUAUGAAAUUGAUGCUUCCAAACUGGGAGGAUGGACCUUGGACAAGCACCAUGCCCUCAACAUCCAGAGUGGUAUACUACAUAAAGGAAAUGGAGAAAACCAGUUUGUUUCCCAGCAGCCUCCUGUCAUUGGGAGCAUCAUGGGGAAUGGACGAAGGAGAAGCAUUUCCUGUCCCAGCUGUAAUGGCCUUGCCGAUGGCAACAAGCUCCUGGCUCCGGUGGCCCUUGCAUGUGGCUCGGACGGGAGCCUCUACGUUGGUGACUUCAACUACAUUCGAAGGAUCUUCCCCUCUGGCAAUGUCACCAACAUCCUGGAGUUAAGAAAUAAAGAUUUCAGACAUAGCCAUAGUCCCGCUCAUAAGUACUAUCUGACAACAGACCCCAUCACUGGAUCCAUCUUCCUCUCUGACACCAACAGUCGUCGGGUCUUCAAGGUCAAGUCAACCACAGUCGUGAAGGAUGUUGUCAAGAAUUCGGAGGUGGUGGCCGGGACGGGAGAUCAGUGCCUUCCCUUUGAUGACACUCGCUGUGGUGAUGGUGGGAAGGCGACAGAAGCCACACUCACCAAUCCCAGAGGCAUUACAGUGGACAAAUUCGGGCUAAUCUACUUUGUGGAUGGCACCAUGAUCAGACGCAUUGAUCAGAAUGGGAUCAUCUCCACUCUCCUGGGAUCUAAUGACCUGACAUCUGCUCGGCCUCUCAGCUGUGACUCCGUGAUGGAUAUAUCUCAGGUUCGCCUAGAGUGGCCCACAGACUUGGCAAUCAACCCUAUGGAUAACUCCCUCUACGUUCUUGACAACAAUGUGGUCCUACAGAUCUCUGAGAACCAUCAAGUUCGCAUCGUCGCUGGCAGACCCAUGCACUGCCAGGUCCCUGGUAUUGACCACUUCUUACUGAGCAAGGUGGCGGUCCACGCAACUCUGGAGUCUGCCACAGCCCUGGCCGUCUCUCACACUGGGGUCCUCUACAUUGCCGAGACUGACGAAAAGAAAAUCAACCGAAUCAGGCAGGUCACCACUAAUGGGGAGAUUUCGCUGGUCGCUGGUGCCCCCAGUGGCUGUGACUGCAAGAAUGACGCCAACUGUGACUGUUUCUCUGGGGACGAUGGGUAUGCCAAGGAUGCUAAAUUGAAUUCCCCCUCUUCCCUUGCUGUGUGUGCUGAUGGGGAGCUCUAUGUGGCUGACCUGGGAAAUAUCAGGAUCCGCUUUAUCCGGAAAAACAAACCUUUCCUGAACACCCAGAAUUUGUAUGAGCUGGCCUCCCCCAUUGACCAGGAGCUCUACUUGUUCGACACCAGUGGUAAACAUCUGUAUACCCAGAGCCUCCCCACUGGAGAUUACCUGUACAACUUCACUUACACGGGUGAUGGUGACAUCACCCUCAUCACUGAUAACAAUGGCAACAUAGUGAACGUGCGGAGGGACUCCACUGGCAUGCCUCUCUGGCUGGUGGUUCCAGACGGCCAGGUAUACUGGGUGACGAUGGGUACCAAUAGCGCCCUGAAAAGUGUGACAACCCAAGGGCAUGAGCUGGCCCAGAUGACUUACCACGGCAACUCCGGUCUCCUUGCAACCAAAAGCAAUGAAAAUGGAUGGACGACAUUUUAUGAGUAUGACAGCUUUGGCCGCCUGACAAAUGUGACAUUCCCCACCGGCCAGGUGAGCAGCUUCCGCAGUGACACGGACAGCUCAGUGCAUGUCCAGGUGGAAACGUCCAGCAAGGACGACGUGACGAUAACCACCAACCUGUCAGCAUCUGGUGCCUUCUACACACUGCUGCAGGACCAAGUCCGAAACAGCUACUACCUAGGUGCUGACGGCUCCCUGAGAUUGAUGCUGGCCAAUGGGAUGGAAGUAGCCUUACAGACUGAACCUCACCUCCUGGCUGGCACGGUUAACCCCACGGUGGGCAAGAGGAACGUCACCCUGCCCAUUGACAACGGACUCAACCUUGUGGAAUGGAGACAGCGCAAAGAGCAGGCCAGGGGCCAGGUCACUGUCUUCGGACGCCGGCUACGGGUACACAACCGAAACCUCCUGUCCCUGGACUUUGAUCGAGUGACUCGAACAGAGAAGAUCUACGAUGACCACCGCAAGUUUACGCUUCGGAUCCUGUAUGACCAGGCUGGGAGGCCCAGUCUCUGGUCCCCCAGCAGCAGGCUGAAUGGGGUCAACGUGACCUACUCUGCAGGUGGCCACAUUGCCGGCAUCCAGAGGGGCACCAUGUCAGAAAGGAUGGAGCAUGACCAAGCAGGCCGUAUCACUUCCAGGAUCUUUGCAGAUGGGAAGUCCUGGAGCUACACUUACCUAGAGAAGUCCAUGGUGUUGCUUCUCCAUAGCCAAAGGCAGUACAUCUUUGAAUUUGACAAGAAUGACCGCCUCUCCUCCGUGACCAUGCCCAACGUGGCCCGGCAGACUCUGGAAACCAUCCGUUCCAUUGGCUACUACCGUAACAUCUACCGGCCCCCCGAGGGCAACGCCUCAGUCAUCCAAGACUUCACCGAGGACGGGCAUCUCCUCCACACCUUUUAUUUGGGCACAGGCCGCCGGGUGAUCUAUAAAUAUGGGAAGCUGUCGAAGCUGGCCGAGAUGCUCUAUGACACCACCAAGAUUGGCUUCACUUAUGAUGAGACAGCAGGCAUGCUGAAGACCAUCAACUUACAAAAUGAAGGGUUCACGUGUACCAUCCGCUACCGGCAGAUCGGCCCCCUGAUUGACCGCCAGAUCUUCCGGUUCACAGAGGAAGGGAUGGUGAAUGCACGCUUCGACUACAACUAUGACAAUAGCUUCCGGGUGACGAGCAUGCAGGCCGUGAUCAAUGAGACCCCGCUGCCCAUCGACCUCUACCGCUAUGAUGAUGUGUCGGGCAAGACCGAGCAGUUUGGCAAGUUUGGGGUCAUUUACUACGACAUCAACCAGAUCAUCACCACAGCGGUCAUGACACACACCAAGCACUUUGACGCCUACGGGAGGAUGAAGGAGGUGCAGUACGAGAUAUUCCGGUCCCUCAUGUACUGGAUGACCGUGCAGUACGACAACAUGGGCCGCGUGGUGAAGAAGGAGCUGAAGGUGGGGCCCUACGCUAACACCACGCGCUACUCCUAUGAGUAUGAUGCAGAUGGGCAGCUCCAGACGGUGUCCAUCAAUGACAAGCCCCUGUGGCGUUACAGCUAUGACCUCAACGGGAACCUGCACCUGCUGAGCCCCGGGAAUAGCGCCCGCCUCACCCCGCUCAGGUACGACCUCAGGGACCGGAUCACCAGGCUGGGUGAUGUCCAGUACAAGAUGGAUGAGGACGGCUUCCUGAGGCAGAGGGGCGGCGACGUUUUUGAGUACAACUCGGCCGGCCUGCUCAUUAAGGCAUACAACCGGGCCAGCGGGUGGAGCGUGAGGUACCGCUAUGACGGGCUGGGGAGGAGAGUGUCCAGCAAGACGAGUCACGGCCACCACCUCCAGUUCUUCUAUGCGGAUCUGACCAACCCCACCAAGGUCACCCACCUAUACAACCACUCCAGCUCUGAGAUCGCAUCCCUCUACUAUGACCUCCAGGGGCACCUGUUUGCCAUGGAGCUCAGCAGCGGAGAUGAGUUCUACAUCGCCUGUGACAACAUCGGCACCCCCCUGGCAGUGUUCAGUGGGACCGGCUUGAUGAUCAAGCAGAUCUUAUACACUGCUUACGGGGAGAUCUACAUGGACACCAACCCAAACUUCCAGGUCAUCAUCGGCUACCACGGUGGCCUCUAUGAUCCGCUCACCAAGCUCAUCCACAUGGGAAAGAGAGAUUAUGAUGUGCUGGCGGGCCGCUGGACCAGCCCAGACCACGACCUGUGGAAGCGCCUCAAGAGCAACAAUAUCAUGCCCUUCAACCUUUAUAUGUUUAAAAACAACAACCCCAUUAGCAACUCUCAGGACAUCAAGUGCUACAUGACCGAUGUCAACAGCUGGCUACUUACCUUUGGAUUCCAGCUGCACAAUGUAAUUCCUGGAUAUCCCAAGCCGGAUACAGAUGCCAUGGAACCAUCCUACGAGCUGAUCCAAACACAGAUGAAAACCCAGGAGUGGGACAAUAGCAAGUCCAUCCUAGGAGUGCAGUGUGAGGUGCAGAGGCAGCUGAAAUCCUUCGUCACCCUGGAACGCUUCGAGCAGAUCUACGGUUCCCAUAUCGUCGGCUGCCAGCAAUCCCAGGAGACAAAGAAAUUCGCCUCCAGCGGCUCUAUCUUCGGCAAGGGAGUAAAAUUUGCCAUGAAAGAUGGUCGCGUGGCCACCGACAUCAUCAGCACAGCCAACGAGGAUGGUCGGAGGAUUGCCGCCAUCUUGAACAAUGCCCACUACCUGGAGAACUUGCACUUCACAAUCGAGGGGGUGGACACACACUACUUUGUGAAACCAGGGCCCUCAGAGAGUGACCUGGCCAUCUUGGGCCUCAGUGGGGGGCGACGGACCCUAGAGAAUGGGGUGAAUGUCACAGUUUCCCAGAUCAACACAAUGCUCAAUGGAAGGACUAGACGCUACACAGACAUCCAGCUCCAGCACGGGGCACUGUGCUUGAACACCCGCUACGGGACAACCCUGGAUGAGGAGAAGGCGCGAGUGCUGGAGCUGGCCAGACAGAGGGCGGUGGGCCAGGCCUGGGUCCGAGAACAGCAGAGACUACGGGAAGGGGAGGAGGGCAUCCGCUCCUGGACAGAGGGGGAGAAGCAGCAGGUGCUGAGCACCGGGCGGGUGCAAGGCUAUGAUGGAUACUUUGUCAUCUCGGUGGAGCAGUACCCAGAACUGGCUGACAGUGCCAGCAACAUUCACUUCAUGAGACAGAGCGAGAUGGGCAGAAGGUGACAGAGAGGGUCCGAGCGUUAGCUUCUUGCCAAAGACAGCUACUCUCUUGUGGCCGCUUACCUGACUGUGUUGUACUCGGGAAAAAUGAAAAAAAAAAAACAAAACAAACAAAAAAACAAACAAAAACAAAAAAAAAGAAAAAAAGAAAAAAUUUUUCUUAAUGAGCGCAGAAAAGGAGAAAAAAAAAGAGAUUGGUUGCACGGUAACUCAUGCAACAUCCUUUCUUUUUUUUUUUAAUUUGGCCUUCACACGUUUUUUGCAAAGAACAGAAGGUAUUAUUUUUUCCCUUAGUGUGAUCAAAGUGAAAACUUUCCUGUCUCUUGUUCCUUUUUUUUUUUUUUACUGUUGUGAUUUUGGGUCGUCUUUUCUUUUCUUUUCUUUUCUUUGUCUUUCUCCCUUGGGAGACAUUUCCAGAUGAGUGGGUCAGUGUCUUUUCCUAAGUACUUGGUCAGUCGGAAGUGAGCCCAGAGUGUGUGUGUGUGCUACCUGGUCCUAUUCCCAGGCCGGGCUUUUGAAAAUUAGAGGGAAAGGUGGGAUGGGAAGAGAGAGAGAAGAAAACCACACCCCAGUGCACUUACUUAAAGUUUCCAGGGGUCAAGGCUGGGUCCACUGGGUGGGAGUAGUGGGGAGGGGGGUCCUACUGCAUCUCUGAAUCCUUGGUAGGGCCCUUGUGCCUCCGUGUGACCUCUGCCCAGUAUUCUGUGCCUCUGGAAACCUGAAAACCAGCAUGUCCCUUUGCUGGAGGCCAAGGUGACAUUCAGUACCCUUCCCCAUGGGCCGAAGGCUACAGACCCAACUUUAGAUCUUGAAACCACAUAUGGAAGACCACCACCAUCCCCUCCAACCCCUGCCCCUACUUGCAAAUCUCAUUAAGCUUUUCAGCUAGGAAAGGUUUUUCCACUUGCUUCCCACUUAGUGACGGAGCAAUACAAUAGCAAUCAUAAGACCCGAGUGUGAAUCCCAGUUCUGCCACUGAUGCAGGCAAGUCACUCACCCUCUCUGGGCCUUGGAUUCCUCCUCCAUAAUAUGGGGAUUAGACUAGAUCAUCUCUAAAUCUUCUUCCAACACUAACAUUCCAUGAGUCUAAGAACUCAGAGCUCAAGACCGAACGCUCCCGGGGUGUUAGGUGCUAGAUGUAGCUAACGCCUCAUGAAAUCAUUCAUGUUCCUUAUUUUUUGAGGUCAUGGCCUCUUGUCAUUGUUGGGUUCCCCAUCUGGUUCCAUUAUUCCCCACAGCCAGAGUUGAGACUAGUUUUAGGUAACUAGAUGAGCCUAGAGGGAAACUCAAGGAGAGGGUGGGCUGAUGUACCAAUAAGGGAAACCCCCUGCCACAAGCAGAGGCCCUUGGACACAGUAGGUGCUUAAUAAAUGUUGAUUGUAAUGAAAUGAUAGAGGUGGCAGUGGAGUUCAGAACUUGCCAUCCUUCUCAAAGUCCCCUUAAUGAGUCCUGGCUGGGGUGGAGGGAAAAGAAUGGGGAAUAAGGAGACAUUAGGAAGAGGUGGAGUAGCAAAGGGAUCUUCCUGACACCUAGGUGCUAGUCCCAAAUAGGAAGAUAGAUGUGGUGGGAUCCAGAAAGAAAGGCUUUAUUCAGUGGAAUGCAGAGAGGCAAAAUGCUUAGGGAGAGGGGGGGAGGGGGAGGGAGAAUGUCUUUCUGAUAAACUGAUCAAGGGAGAUCCCUAAGCCAGAAACGACAUUGGCUAUCCCUGAAAGUUCAGAAAAGUCUGGCCUAUGGCAGGCUAGCUGGGUGGCCACCUAUGAGUGCUGUGGAAUGGGUCAUGAAAUCAUUAAUGCUGGGGGGAGGGGGGAAGCAUUCCUGGACAUAGCUCUGGCCGACAGGCCCCCUAGAGGCAAUUUGCACAGCAGAAGGGACUGGAGUCCUAGGACCUGGGUUUAAACUGCUAUCUCACCUGUGUGACACUGAGCAAGUCAUUUCACAACUUUAGAACCUCAGGUUUUUCAUUUGUAGAGGACUGUCCGGUGGCUUGAAACCCCUUUCAGCUCUAUAUCCCAUAGCUUCCCACACACACACACUUUUUUUUUAAAAGAAAGACCACCUGCUGAAAACCUUACUUAACAUGUCAACAUGCUUUGUACUGCUGUGCUCCAGCAAUCUCCCACCCUCCAUGAGCCCAGCCACCCUCCCUGUGGGUUCCCACCAGUCAGAAGAAGAGCAACCCAGCAGAAAGAGAAACAAGUUUCCCCAUGGACUACUCCUCCCCCAGGAGAUGUUUUAUAGCCAUGCCCUUUGGGGAGGGGCAGUGUGGGACAGCUAGGAUUUGGGUGGCCAGAAGCUGUUGGGUAUCCGGGAAGUGGUUGAGUUAGAGAGACCUCAGCUUCCCCUACUCUGCGUGCAUGUGUGUGUGUGUGUGUGUGUGUGUGGGUAUGUGUGUUUGCUGUCAGCAAAGGGUUCCUUUCCUUGUUCACACACUUCAUCGCCGUGGCCAUCAAUGGGGGGUGGAGGGCAGGAGGAGAUGCUACCACCUUCUUUUGGGGGACUGGUUGUUGAAAAACGGGCCUUUUGUGGUUGCAAAUGGCUUUCAUUUACAUUAAGUGUGGAAAAUGGAUUUCAAGUCUGAGCUAUUCCCAGUGGAAACCUUGUUGGACUGAUAAGCUCUCGGUACCUUUAUAGCCUUACUCACGGGGUCUUCAGAUUAUUACACGAGCUAAUGAAAGCAGGCCUGUCUCACAAUUUCCAAAAGCCUGUGCACCUUGUAGUCUGUGCUAGGCCAAGAACUGGGGGCCAGUUCAGGCCUGCCUGAUAGAAGAGGGAUUUCUUUGCCUUAGGUUUUCAGGUGGGAGGGGCAGAGGUGAGAGGUUGUGUUUAACUGGGUGCUCUUUGGGUUAAAGAACAAAACAAACACAGAAGUCACGCUACUGUGAAAAUGGACUUUGGGUCUGUCCACCUAUUUCACUGCCACCUCUAAAUCCAGAGCUCUGCUGAAUCACAGGACAGUCCAUGAACGCUGCAGUCCCUUCUCUAGGGGAUCAGUGCCAGCCAUCCAAGCUGGAGACCUGACUCUCUGUCUAGCCAUAUCUGCUUUAAGGUACAACAAGAUGGGACCUGAUGAAACGGGACAAAAUGCAAAUUGAUUUGGAUGGGGGAGCCAAGAAACCUGGGUUCUGGUCCCAGGUCUGUCACUGACUCGCUCUGUGACCUGGGACAAGUCAUUUCCCCUCUGGGGACCUGGGGACUCUAUAAAGCGAAGGGAUUGUACUAGAUGAUCUGUCUCUGAAGUUCUUUCCUGCUCUGACGUCCUAUGGAUCUAUUCUUCUUGCUCAGAAAAAUGCCAAGUGUGCUACCAUUCCUUCAUGCCCACCCUCCCCCAACCUUUGUGGGCCAGUGACUAAGGCACUGACAUUCCUUUGCCAAAGACAUAAAUAUCUGAAGUCCCACCAUGUUUAUUUUAGCCUUUGGUUUGGAAACACUGGAAAGUCUCUUGCAUGAAGUGAUUAUCCAUUGUUUCUUUUCAGCUACAUAAUGGAAGAGCAGACUUGUGCUGCUUGGUACUAAGAUCAAAACAGGCUGGGAAAUAAUAACAGGAAGGCAGAGAAGGAAGCAUGUUCUACCAAUUCAAGCUGUCUCACAAUGAAAUGGGCUUCCUCACUGGGCAGUGAGUUCCCCAUCCCUGGAGGUCUUUAAGCUGAGGCUGGCUGACGUCUUACAAGGAAUUGUGUAGAGGUUGCUCCUGUUCGGUUAGAGGUUAGACUGGAUGAUCCCCAAAGAUUAUUCUCCUUCUGGGUUUUUGUCAUUUGUGAUUCUGAUACAUGGUAAAGGAGCAUUAGCAGCUCUAAAAAAGAACAGAAAGACCUGAGCAUGUGGGGGGUGGGGGGGAGGGAAAGGCCUAAGAGGUUAUCCUGCCACCCACUCCCCUCUAGGAUAGUCAGAAUUACCCAGCAGGCACAUGCUGCCAGUUAUUGGAAAAGCCACUUGUUGGCUCCACACCCUUUUGAGUUACCUUGUCCUGAAAGGUGGUGAAUAGUUCACUAUGAACUGCUUGCUCCAUUACCACAUUGGCCUGUAACCAGCGACACAUUUUUAUGGGAUGGCCAACCAGGUUUUUAUACAUAGUCUACAAGCCUGGAAAAUAACUCUAUAGGCAAACCUAAAAAUCCCAGCCAUAGAGUUGAUCCAUGACCCAGGCUUUAUAAGGAUGGGACUCAGUCCAAAGUUAAGCUAGAUCAGAGCUUUCACAAAAUACAUUAGGGCUGCCCCAACAGUACUGAAUUUUUGUCACUAGAGAUCUUUCAAGUGAAGACUGUAUAAAACACCUGAGGAUGGGGAAGCCAUAGGAAAUAUUCCUCUUGUAUGGGUUAUUUAGACUAGAUAACCUCUAGGACCCUUCCAACUUGAAUAGUCUAUAAUAUUCUCCAUACCCUGGUCAGUUCAGUUCUGAGGCAAAGAACCUCCUUUGGUUGACACGCGCUCUUAGCUAGUUGCACUGUGUUGAUCCCUGACCAGAGAAGGAAGUUAACUAUAGAAUGAUCCCUCCAUCCCGCACCCCCAACCCACCCCCAUAUACCCCUCUAAUCCUGUACCUCUUGGGGAGGACCUUGCCACAAAGGUAUUCCUUUCCAUUGGUCUCACUGAGUAAGACCUUAGUUUUUCCCCAAAACCUUUUUAGUCAGGGGAGGAGUGGUUUAUUUUAUCCAGAAGCCAGAAGACAACCUUCAAACUUCAGAGGCUGGGAAGGUAGCAGAUAGUGAAGCAAGUUAAGCCAUCCUGCUAUCAGAUAGGGGCCCUGCCGCUCAUCCCUCAAAGAUACUAGCUGACACCAGAGCCCUAGGAGCCACCAAGAGACCCCGUAUUUCAUUUCUACAUUAAGAAUAAAUGAUGUGAAGCUACCCCAAAGAAACCGGGAGACAUUGAGAACCUAACAAGGCUGCUAUGAAACACAGGUUCUUGUUUCAUUGAGGGGAUCAUGGGCAAAGGUGAGGAGGGGAGAAGGAAGUGUUUGGUCUAUUACAGACAUGAGGAUAAAUCAAAAAAUAUUUUUUAAAAAAAGAAUGAAGGUCCUUUUCAGCUGUGACUUCUGAGUGUCACCCUGAUGGAUUGCAGAGAGAUCCCUUAUACAGAGACAAGGCUCUUUACAUGAAAUUUUAUAAUUUGAUUUUAUGAUCUCUAGCGAGGGCACGUCAUGUUUGCAGCAAUCUGUUUUGCUUCAGCCAGUGCCUAAUUGAAACUUGGGCACACAGGCUUCACGCUGGUCAGCCUCAAGGCAGCAGUGGAGGAAGAAACGCUCAAUAUCCAUCAGGUUUCUGGUUCUGUUUGUGGGGUACAGAACCUAAUUUGAAUUGGUUCAGCCUGCCUGCUGUGCCUGAGCCAGGCCUGUGCAUUUGCCAGGGUUUGGGCAGGGGGACAGAUGUCUCAGGGCGGUUGAUCUCCAAUCUCUUUGACAGCAGCUGGCCCUUUGAUGAGAUGUACCAGAGCCCGUGGUUUGAAGCAGCCAAGACCUUUUCCAAGUCUGACCUUUUCUGAGGGUCAUUCUUAUCUCCCUGGGGAUAGAAGGACCUUUAUUUGGGGUAUAUGAGUCAGUCAAGUUUACUUAUUUGUCCCAUGGGAAUAAAUAUCUCAUAGGGGAGGGAGAACAAGUUUUUGGUAGGUAAAGGGUCUUUCAUUUAACCUUUGGUAGCAAAUUCUAGGAGCUUGGGUGACAUCAUCAACUCUGCUAUAUAAUUUCCAUCUUCCACUUUACCUUUGAAACCAACUUGUUUAUAAGAGGCAGAUGGGUACAUGAAUAGAUGGGGGCCUGGUGAGAUUCCCCAGUUCCAUUACUAAGUGGUAUCAAGGUAAGCUUAAAGUGACAGAUGGUAGUGAAAUGGAUGGGGGGUGGGGGACGUGCAGGGCAGAGGCUUGGGGUCAGAAAGGUGUUUUCUUAACCCCACUGCUGAGCCUUCCAGCUGCCCGGCUUCCCUCAAGAAAGUGUAUCUAUGCCUGGAUGCCUCCCAAGGGACUCCAGGACACAUCCUGGGAGGGACACCAGAUGGACCACAAGAAAACUGAACUCACAGCAGCUCUGGCCCAAAAGGAGGCACAGGUGGAGGGCCGCAGCCCCUCCCUGAGAAAUCAAAACAUGGAAUCCCCUUUUCUAACCUGGCCUACUAAUUUUGCGUGAGGACUUCUGAAUCUGCAGCUUGGAUGAAAGAGACUUUGCGUCGGAGCUGCCUUGUGAAAACCCACACUGGAGACCCCAGCAUUGCUGCGUGUAAUAGUUUUCCUGAAGUCUGGAACUAAUUUUGAGAAAUUUUUUUUUCUCGACACCUUGUGUUUCUAACACUGUAUUCUUGACUGUGUAAAUACCGGGCAAGGUUGUAAAUAAAUGCAGAUGUAGAUACCUUCUAGAAAAUCAAAAACAACAAAAACAAAAAACAGAAAGUGAUCCUGUGUAGCCUUCGGUGACAAAUAAAAGAAUAUUUUGUGUUUAAA